UACCAUGAACACCAACUAAUUUCUUGUGGCAUGUCUUAAUUUUUUUUGUCCUCUACUUGUUAAGGGUUGUGUAUCUAAAUCCAUUCUGUCAAUAGAAAUCAUUAAAUUUAACUGUAAUUGAAAUUAUUAAUAUUAUCAAUGAUGCCUUAUUCCAACCAAUUUCCAUGGCUAUCUGGGUAUGCAGCAAAGUGAUUGUACAAGGUGAUCCCCAUCUAGGGGCAAUAAAAGGUCGGAUGUCAUUUCAAAGUUUUAAACCUUCUAUUGAUAAAUUGAAUGAAGAAGCAAGAAACCUUUGUCAACCAGAAGCCUCUACCACAUGUUCUGGCAAUCAAAAUGGAAGAAUGUCUGAUGGAGAAGACGAUGCCAAUGGAGAACUAAAAAGGAAGCAAGCCGAAGUAGUUUCUAAAACACAGUAUCCAAAUAAAUCGCAGAAAAAUGUUCAAGUUGAUCAAGAAUCAUCGCCAAAUAAUAGUAGAAGUUCUCACAAGCAACCAAAGCGUGAAAAGCUAGGUUGGAGUGUUCUAAGACCUCCAAAAGGUCAAAAGAAAGGAGAUUGA
This is a messenger RNA of Camellia sinensis, 557 nucleotides long. The record is from RefSeq and is a predicted model, not a curated record. NCBI's taxonomy places the organism in Eukaryota, Viridiplantae, Streptophyta, Magnoliopsida, Ericales, Theaceae.